AUGUCGGUCUCUCUCCUUCCGACGCGAAAAACGUCUCUGUUGGUCCUUCUAGGUGUCACCUUCAUCGCCCUCAAGCGCGCGCGAACCGGAAACUUCGGCAACGGGUCAAGAAAGCUUGCCUGGUUAUUGCCUCUUGCUAUGGGCCUCCUUCGUCAGCUGUUCGUCGGUACGAACAAGAAAUUCAUCACUCACCCAGCCAAAGUGGGAGAGUCGCGAGAGUACGACAUUAUCAUUGUUGGAGGCGGCACUGCGGGAUGCGUCCUAGCUGCACGUUUGUCGGAGGAUCCGUCGGUUAGUGUUUUACUGCUUGAGGCUGGAGUCAGUGGAAAGAGUCUCCUUUUUACACGUAUUCCGGUCGCCUAUUCCCUCCUUUUCAACUCAAAACACGUUUAUAAUUUCUAUACGGAGCCUCAAACCUCAGCACAAGACAAGAAGAAAUAUUGGCCUGGAGGGAAAAUGCUGGGAGGAUGUUCUGCGAUUAAUGCUCAAAUGGCACAAUACGGCGCUCCUGCGGACUUUGAUCAAUGGGGAAGCAUUAUAAAGGACGAAAGCUGGUCUUGGGAAAACUUCAGACGCUACUUCACCAAGUUCGAGAAAUAUGUCGAUGACCCUGCUUACCCAGAUGUGAACACCCAAGUCAAAGGACGCGACGGGCCGAUGCGCGUCGGUUACUUCAGUUCUGUUUCAGAAGGCUCGAAAGACUUCAUCAAAACUUGUACAAAACUCGGCAUUCCGUAUGCCCCCGAUUUCAAUACCAGCGUAGGAACCAGAGGUGUGAAUAGGAUUAUGACUUAUAUGGAUGAGACUCGUACAAGAGUAUCAUCCGAGUCCGCAUACUUGACCGAUGAUGUUUUGUCCAGACCGAACCUAAAGGUCGUCUUGCAUGCUCAAGUGACGAAGGUGCUCACCGAGAAGGUCGGUGACGAGGUCAAAAUCACCGGUGUCGAAUUCGCCACGAAAAAGAAUGGUCAGCGAUACCGAGCGAGCUCGAAACGGGAUGUCAUUAUUUGCGGAGGAGCCAUCCAUUCUCCUCAGAUCCUUAUGCUGUCAGGGAUUGGCCCCGCUGAUGAUCUGAAGAAAUUGAGUAUUCCUGUCGUCAAAGAUCUACCUGGCGUCGGCUCUCAUCUUAUUGACCAUCCCGUCGUGGACGUUUACUUCAAAAAUAAAUUCAAUGAUUCUCCUAAGCAUGUCAAGCCCAAGGACUUUGUCGAUGCUGUCAAGUUUAUUGGUUCUUCGAUCGAGUACUUCACGAGGCAAAGUGGCCCACUAGCUACCAACUUCGGAGAAUCGGCUGCGUUUGUCAGAACCGACGACCCAACACUGUUUCCGGAAAGCGAAUACCCCGAGAAGAUCAUCGACAGCACUUCAGGACCCGAUAGUCCUGACUUGGAAAUAUUCACAACGCCGUUUGCCUACAAGGACCAUGGAAAGUUCAUGUUCCCGAUGCAUACCUUUGCUGUUCACGUCUGCUUGUUGAGGCCAAUGAGCCAAGGGACUCUCCGACUGAAGUCCGCAGAUCCGUGGGAUGCUCCAUCCAUGGACCCUAAAUAUCUAACUGCUUCAGAAGAUGUUGCGAGAAUCCUGCGCGGUAUCAAGCUCAUCUUCAAAAUCAGCCAGACGGAGCCUCUGGCCCUGAGACUUGAUCAAAAUGACAAGCACCCACUCCUCGACCACCAGACGCACCUGAAGUCGGACAAGGAGCUCGAACAAAUUAUUCGCCAACGUGUAGAAACCUUGUACCAUCCUGCUAGCACCUGCAGAAUGGCACCUCUGGAGGAUGGUGGAGUCGUUGAUAGCAAGCUUCGGGUGUACGGAAUCAAGGGUUUGCGCGUAUGCGAUGCGUCUAUCUUUCCCGAGAUCGUCUCUGGACACACUGCUGGCGCUGUUCUGGCUUCCGCUGAGCAUCUUGCUGAUAUCAUCAAGGCUGAAAUCGCAGGCGAGAAGACUGGAGGGUCCAAACCAUAA
Molecule: messenger RNA, 1965 nt
Organism: Cyclocybe aegerita
Lineage: Eukaryota; Fungi; Basidiomycota; Agaricomycetes; Agaricales; Hemipholiotaceae
Source: the annotation of a GenBank genome assembly